Molecule: messenger RNA, 7127 nt
Organism: Lagenorhynchus albirostris (white-beaked dolphin)
Lineage: Eukaryota; Metazoa; Chordata; Mammalia; Artiodactyla; Delphinidae
Gene: TGFBR1
Product: transforming growth factor beta receptor 1
Exons: 9
Coding region: 46-1557 (503 amino acids)
Biological process (GO): activin receptor signaling pathway; nervous system development; heart development
Cellular component (GO): activin receptor complex; plasma membrane
Molecular function (GO): activin binding; SMAD binding; ATP binding
Source: RefSeq, a predicted model, not a curated record
GCGGCUGCCGGGCCGGGCCGGGCCACAGGCGGUGGCGGCGGGACCAUGGAGGCGGCGGCCGCUGCUCCGCGUCCCCGGCUGCUCCUCCUCGUGCUGGCGGCGGCGGCAACGCUGGUCCCGGAGGUGACGGCAUUACAGUGUUUCUGCCACCUUUGUACAAAAGACAAUUUUACUUGUGUCACAGAUGGGCUCUGCUUUGUCUCUGUCACAGAGACCACAGACAAAGUUAUACAUAAUAGCAUGUGUAUAGCUGAAACCGACCUAAUUCCACGAGACAGGCCAUUUGUAUGUGCACCAUCUUCAAAAACUGGGUCUGUUACUACAACAUAUUGCUGCAAUCAGGACCACUGCAAUAAAAUAGAACUCCCAACUGUUGGCCCUUUUCCAGGAAAGCCAUCAUCUGGCCUUGGUCCUGUCGAACUGGCAGCUGUCAUUGCUGGACCAGUAUGCUUCGUCUGCAUCUCACUCAUGUUGAUGGUCUAUAUCUGCCAUAACCGCACUGUCAUUCACCAUCGAGUGCCAAAUGAAGAAGAUCCUUCAUUAGAUCGCCCCUUUAUUUCAGAGGGUACUACGUUAAAAGAUUUAAUUUAUGAUAUGACAACAUCGGGUUCUGGAUCAGGUUUACCAUUGCUUGUUCAGAGGACAAUUGCGAGAACUAUUGUGUUACAAGAAAGUAUUGGCAAAGGUCGUUUUGGAGAAGUUUGGCGAGGAAAAUGGAGAGGAGAAGAAGUUGCUGUUAAAAUAUUCUCCUCUAGAGAAGAACGUUCAUGGUUCCGUGAGGCAGAGAUUUAUCAGACCGUCAUGUUACGUCAUGAAAACAUCUUGGGAUUUAUAGCAGCAGACAAUAAAGACAAUGGUACAUGGACUCAGCUCUGGUUGGUGUCAGAUUAUCAUGAGCAUGGAUCCCUUUUUGAUUACUUGAACAGAUACACAGUUACUGUGGAAGGAAUGAUAAAACUCGCUCUGUCCACAGCAAGUGGACUUGCCCAUCUUCACAUGGAGAUAGUUGGUACCCAAGGAAAACCAGCCAUUGCUCAUAGGGAUUUGAAAUCAAAGAAUAUCUUGGUAAAGAAGAAUGGAACUUGCUGUAUUGCAGACUUGGGACUGGCAGUAAGACAUGAUUCGGCCACAGAUACAAUUGAUAUUGCUCCAAACCACAGAGUGGGAACAAAAAGGUACAUGGCCCCUGAAGUUCUAGAUGAUUCCAUAAAUAUGAAACACUUUGAAUCCUUCAAACGUGCUGACAUCUAUGCAAUGGGACUAGUAUUCUGGGAAAUAGCUCGACGAUGUUCCAUUGGUGGAAUUCAUGAAGAUUACCAGCUGCCUUAUUAUGAUCUUGUACCUUCUGAUCCAUCAGUUGAAGAAAUGAGAAAAGUUGUUUGUGAACAGAAGUUAAGGCCAAAUAUUCCAAACAGAUGGCAGAGCUGUGAAGCCUUGAGAGUGAUGGCUAAAAUUAUGAGAGAAUGUUGGUAUGCCAAUGGAGCAGCUAGGCUUACAGCUCUGCGGAUUAAGAAAACAUUAUCACAGCUCAGUCAGCAGGAAGGCAUCAAAAUGUAAAUUCUGCGGCUUUGCCUGAACUCUACUUUUUCUUCAGAUCUGCUCCUGGGUUUUAAUUUGGGAGGUCAGUUGUUCUACCUCACUGAGAGGGAACAGAAGGAUAUUGCUUCCUUUUGCAACAAUGUAAUAAGGUCAAUUAAAAACGUCCCAGGAUUUCUUUGGACCCAGGAAACAGCCAUGUGGGGUCCUUUCUGUGCACUAUGAACGAUUCUUUCCCAGGACAGUUAACAAAAUGUUGUGUGGUCUACCUUUAUUUUUUAUUAACACAAAACGUUUUUUUAAAUGAUUGCUGGUCUUAACUUUAGGUAACUCUGCUGUGCUGAAGAUCAUCUUUAAGGGUAAAGGAGCUGAAUUGCUGAGUUAUAUGAAACAUUUCUUAUUUUUAAAGAAAGUGAUUUACUCCUGGUUAGUACAUUCUCAGAGGAUUCUGAACCACUAAAGGGUUUCCUUGAUGCAGACUUUGAAUGUACUGUUCUAUAAUUUUCAGGAUCUUAAAACUAACACUUAUAAAACUCUUAUCUUGAGUCUAAAAAUGACCUCAUAUAGUAGUGAGGAACAUAAUUUAUGCAAUUGUAUUUUGUAUAUUAUUAUUGUUCUUUCACAUAUUCAGAACAUUACAUGCCUUCAAAAUGGGAUUGUACUAUACCAGUAAGUGCCACCUCUGUGUCUUUCUAAUGGAAAUGAGUAGAACUGCUUAAAGUCUGUCUCUGUGUGUUAAAACGUGUAGUGUUUUAAUUCAAAAGUUUAUUUACCUGGAUAACCCAGACUUUUUCUGUUUUGUUUUUUGGAAGAGUUUUUCUGGUAUGUCAUUUGGUAUUCCAUUUUGAAAAUGCCUUUUUCCUACCAAAAUGUGCUUAAACCACUAAAGAAAUGAAGUGGCAUUAAUUGGUAAAUUGUUAUCAUGGUCAUGUUUGAAUAUUCUCAUGUCACGCUUUUGCAUUUUAAUUGUGUUGUCUAAGUAUACUUUAAAAGAAUCAAGUGGCACUCUAGAUGCUUAUAGUACUUUAAUAAUUUAAAAUCUGUAGCAUACAGACUAAUUUUUCUAAAGGGAAAGUUUGUCUAGCUGCUUGUGAAAAGUUGUGUGGCAUUCUGUAAGCCAUUUUUUUUCUUUAUCUGAUCAAAGACAGUGUUAUUUUUUUAAGAAAUGAGCUACGUUUAAAAUUAGAAUAUGGUUAAUGUUAAAUGAUAGGCCUUUUUCUUGGAAGGUAAAGGUAGUUAAUAAUGUGGAUAACAGUGUGUGAGAGAGUCACAUUUGUUGUGUAGGAGUCAAUGUUCUGUGGAUUUUCUGUCUUUGUACCUAAGGUUAGAGUUAGUGUGGUUUUGAGGUCUCACUACACUUUAAGGAAGGCAGCUUUUAAUUCAGUCUUUCCUUCUCUGUGCAGAUACUGCAAAUGCCUAAUUCACAUGGUUAUGGAAUGAAUUCGGUGCACCCUUGAUAUUUGGGAAAGUGGUAGCUAAGGAAUAUUCUGAGGAGAGGUUCUCCAUUUACAGAUGUUUUUGGUCAAAUUAAAUGUUUAAGGCAAAUUUGUCAUGGUCUUCUCACAUUAAGUUGAAACUAGCUUAUAAUAACUGGUUUUACUUCCAGUGUUUGUUAGAAAGUCUGCAAGAUUUUUACAGUUUUCGAAAUCCUCUUUAUCACUGUGAUCUUAAUCUGGGGGUGGGGGUGGGGGUGGGGAACCUAUCAUAGCUGUGAGGCAAGACGUUCACCUUAUAGUGCUAUCAAUUUCCUGAUGAAAGGGUCAGAAUAACCUGUACAGUAUUUUGGUAAGAGAUAGUGGCCACUUAUGCUGACUGAGCUGCAUUCUGUUAAUGUCUUAUCUCUUAUACAUAGAACAAAUCUGAAAGACUAUUUGGUCUUAAAGCCAAAGUAAUUUCAGAAUGAAUGACAUAUUACAUAGGAAUUUAGUGUCAAUUUUAUGUGUUUAAAAACGUCAUGAGGAAAAUAUGUUUAGAGGUUAAUAUUUUGAGUCCAAAUUUGAGGGGUUUUUUGUAGUUACCAUGAUUUCAUCAAAGCAAAUGAGUGAGUUUGAGAGGUUUGUUUUUUGUAAUUGUGUUAUAUUUCCUGUUUAUUAAUCUCUAGCUCUGUGAUCAGGUACUUUAAAAAAUUUUUUUGGCCAUUUACAAGCCUACCAGAUCUGCUUUAUGAAAUCCAGGGGACCAAUGCAUGUUAAUCACUAAAGCUAUUUUUAUAUAAUUUUAAGAACAUACCAAAAGUUCUCUGAUUUAAAGUUGUGAUACAUGAUUUCUCACUUUCAUAUAAGGUAAUCAACUUUUGCUGAAGAUAUUCUUCAUUAAGUCAAAAAAUAAGUUACAAUUUUACUGUUCUUGCCUAAAUGGAUAAAAUGUACUUUUGAUGAAUCAGGGAAUUUUUUAAAAGUUGGAAUUUAGUUCUAAAUUGGGUUUACAUGUUACUCUAGAUAAUUCCAUUUUCUUGGCUAAUGAUGGUUUGAUAACCCCAAUUAGCUAGUAUUGAAAAUGAAAGUAACUUAAAAGAUUUAUAGAUCAUGAUUACUGUGGCUAUAACUGCAGAAAAAUUUGAGAAUGAAUUUUAUUAUUUAAAAACACAAACCUUUGUUUAUACUGCCUAUCUUCAGAUGCUCACUUUCCAAGUUUCAGCUUGGCUAAAAUAUACCUUCAGGCAAAUUAUCUGUCCACGUCCACUUUGUUAGUGUCCCCAGAGGAACGGGGAUGGGGGUCGGGUAUGACCUAGUGGGGUGUAGACAUUCCUGGUCCUUUCUUAAUAUCUCAGCUCUCUCUCUCCCAAACUGCCUUCCUGCUGGUCCCUGACUCAGAUUGGGAUGGCAGCAAGGUGGUAGCUGUGGCAAUGAAGCGGUAGCCAGUUGUAUCUUCCAUAGGACAGGGUAAGGUCCAAAGAGCUGAGCCUCUAGUUAUGCUGUAAUGAUAGUGUUCAGGAAGUGCCUCGAGUCAGGAUACAGUGCCAUGGUCAUCAGAAAUUCCAAAUUUCAGUUCUUAAGAACUUUCAUUGGUCACUUGGCCAUUUUGCAGCUCAUACAUGGAUUACCUUUUUUUUCCUCCUCUACAUUAAAGAACUGUCACAUACAGAAUAUUUUGUAAAACAAGAUGGCAAAGUGCUAAUUAAAAUGCACAGCAAAAUUAGUAUUCCAUUAGACAUGUCAUAUCAAGAGUUUAUUUUCAUGCCUGCACUGAAAGAGUGGUUGUAAGUAAACUGUUUCUUGACCAUGGCAGUGUUCUGGCUCCAGAUGGUAGAGAGUCCAAAUACUGGUUCUGUCACAGCUUGGCAGAAAUUGCCAAUUCAGAUGUUUUUGAGAGUCUAAAGAAUAGCUCAUGACAUGUACUACAGCUUCUUGAGUGUUUUGUAAUGCUGGGAUGCCCAUGGGCCCUCUCUCUAGAAAUGCUGGACUUCUAGGACAUUCUGAGGAUUGUCAGUACAUUUAAACUUUUCAACCCUAUUAUGCAGUCUUAUUUGUAAUUGUAAACUUUAAAAAAUGUGGUUAAUAACAUUCAACCAGUUUCUUAAAGCUUAAAAAGAACUUCAGUGAAUGUUUUCAUUUUUAAAUGAAUUUUGUGAAUUGAAUAUCAUGAACCAUGUUUUGAUAUCCCUUUUUCACAUUGUGCCAAUGGAAUGGGGUGUUUGGUAUUUCUUUAUAUGUCAAGGAGAUGCUUCAAAAUGUCAAUUGCUUUAAACUUAAAUUACCUCUUGAGAGACCAAGGUACAUUUACCUCAUUGUAUAUAUGAUGUUUAAUAUUUGUCAGAGCAUUCUCCAGGUUUGCAGUUUUAUUUCUAUAAAGUAUGAGUAUUAUGUUGCUAAAUUACUCAAAUGGUACUGUAUUGUUUAUAUUUGUACCCCAAAUAACAUCUAUACUUUGAUUUCUAUAUUUUAUUGUAUUUGUGCAAAAUCCUUUUGGCUUUAUCACUGUAAUCUCUGGCCUAUAAGAUGUGUACAGAAAAUGUCCAUAUAAAUUUUCAUUUAAGUUGGAUGAUUUUGAGAAUCCUCUAAAGAGGAGAGAAAAUACAAAAACUGCAGUUCCCCAUAAGUUUUUUUAAACUGUAUAUUGUAUUUGUAGUAAUAUUCUGAAUGAACUGUAAAUAGGAAGUAGAGGAAUAAUGCUUAUGUCAAGUCCUAACACUACAGUAGAAAAAUGGAAGCAAUGCAAAUAAAUUACUUUUUUUCCCAAGUGCUAGUGGCAUAAUUUAAAAUAAAGUGUGUAUAUUGGAGUGAGCCAUGCUGUUAUGAAAUGCAGUUGCUGUAAAUAGAGACUAGAAUCUUUGGAUGACUACCUGGUACAGGUUACAGUAUCAGAACAUGUUUGAGAAGUCCCCACAGGUGCACACAGGUGCAUCUGUGUGUGUGGAGGCUUCUUUCCACAUGCUUGGAGGUUAUUGAUCUGUCAGUGGACAGGAUGGGACAUGUCUACAUGUGAACUGCUUUGCCUCUGGCUCAGCAGAUUUUGCUAAGUUUGUGUUAAAGUGGUGUUUAAGUUUUUCAAUGAUUUUCAAAGGAAAUUUAGAGUAUUUUCAUCUUCUAAGUUUUACCUUAUUUUUCCUUCUUUUCCUAAUUUAAGGAUUUGUGAGAAAUAAUUUGUAGAAAUAAGUUUUGUUUGUUCUGUUUUUUGUUUUUUUAAGUAGAUUUGAACAGUCUCCUGGGAGUGAGAACUUGGCUGAUAAAAGAACUAAGGAAGUAGUGGUAGAGAGGGGAGAUGUCAUCCCCAAGCCCUCGAUGGACUCUGGGAGAGGUUUUGCAGAUGAGAUUGUUCUUGCAUUAAAGACUAGUCACUUCAAUUCAGAGACUGGAUUUAGGGAUUUUUUUUUUCCUUCAUAAUAAAGACGUAUCACUAGGAGGUAGAGCUUUUGUUGGAAGUUAGAAGUAAGAAAGAUUAUUUUUAAAACAUUAUAUAGAUUCAGAGAAAGCAGAACUAGCUUUAUCUCUUUAUCACCUCUUCUGCCCCUGGGGUUUCGUAAUUUGGAGAAAGUGAUUUUACAUAUAUGGCCUGCAACUCUGCUUUUUUUGUUUCAUAAUUGAGGAUUUAGAAAACAGUGGGGCUAUUCCAAAAAAGUGAGUAGAAAAUCUGAUGUUACAAAAGCUAGGGCUCAGCCAUGUAUGACUUCUACGAAUUAGAAAAUAUUCAGUUAAAUAAUAUUAAAUCAUUGUGGAAAUAAAGGAUUCUUAGUGUGAGUUGAAGAGAAAUGGAAAAAAGAAGAAACUUAAGAUGACUAUUUUCUUUCCUAUUAUGAAAGAAUAGAAUUAUAAAGGGAUAUUGGCAACUUAAAGUAUUUCAAAGAAGGGAAAGGGACCCUAGACUGUUGAGAAUUACAGGAUUUGGAUACAACUAAACCAGCUUUCAAAAACGAAAACCAAAAAAAGAAAAAAAGUGGCAAAGUAAGACUAAAAUGAUUUGUUCUCUGUAGAUCUACCUUACAGGAAAUACUAAAAGAAAUUCUUCAGAAUGAAAAUGAUACCAGGUGGUAACUUGAAUCCACAGAAUGAAAUAAAAAGUACUGGAAAUGGGAAAGAUAAAAGACUGUAUAAAGGUAUUGCUGCUGUAACAAAUUACUACAAAUGUACUGACUUAAAAUAACACCUACUUAU